AUGCUAGUGUUGUUCAGCCGCGUGCGGGAUGUGUUAGAUGGCAGCAGCGCCCUAAUCAAGCUUCGGUCGUAUAAAACUGAUCGUACCUACGGUGACUUGUUGUUGAAACCCCGAGAAGGCACCAAACGAAUUCUUCGUAUAUUCGUUGAGAAGUACCGUUCGGAUAUCCCCCAAAGGAGAAACAGCAAGUAUUUGUUCUGUACACAGUCCGGAGAUGCACUGUCGCAAGACUGUCUAAAACUUAAUCCUUCAUAUAAUUGGUAUCGUAAGUGGAUGUCUAACUUCAUAAUACUGAAAUGCCCCAAUUUAUUGCCGUCGGUUGCUCGAUGGCAGGGGGUAUCGAGUGCCACACUCCGGGCGCAUUACAUGCACCCUCGAGUGCACGAGAACAUAGCUGUAACUACAACCAUCCCUUUGUCUUUUGAUGAAUAUCAUCAGAAGUUCUGUGAGUUGUUUCGGGACCAGUUAGAUGAAGAAUCGUUUUGGAAACCAAGUGAGAGGGAAGUGUUGGAUCCAUUUAAGGAAGACUAA
This is a messenger RNA of Gregarina niphandrodes, 531 nucleotides long. RefSeq lists its product as hypothetical. The record is from RefSeq and is a predicted model, not a curated record. The transcript has a single exon. Bases 1 to 531 code for a protein of 176 amino acids. NCBI's taxonomy places the organism in Eukaryota, Apicomplexa, Conoidasida, Eugregarinorida, Gregarinidae.